Myotis brandtii (Brandt's bat) is the source of this 625-nucleotide messenger RNA. It is a transcript of the gene LCN12, whose product is annotated as lipocalin 12. Gene Ontology annotation, molecular function: small molecule binding. The transcript has 6 exons. The record is from RefSeq and is a predicted model, not a curated record. Lineage: Eukaryota; Metazoa; Chordata; Mammalia; Chiroptera; Vespertilionidae. Bases 1 to 513 code for a protein of 170 amino acids.
AUGGGGGAGCAGGUGGCCCAGGACAAGGGUUCACAGUUUCAGGGGGAGUGGUUCGUGCUGGGCCUGGCGGGCAGCACCCACAGCCGGGCGGACAGGGCCCUGCUGAGCCCUUUCACCGCGACGUUCGAGCAAAACAAAACGAAGAAGCUGGAGGUGACCUACGCCAUGAUCCGAGGCCAGCGCUGCGUCGUCUGGUCGUAUGUGCUGAUUCCCACAGCCCAGCCUGGCGAGUUCUCAGUGGCGAAGAGCAGAGAGCUCGGGACCGACACCGAGAAGGUGUGGGUGCACGAAACGAACUACAAUACCUUCGCCCUGAUGAGCUCCCGCAGGCGGUCGGUCCACCGGAGCAUCCUCAGGGUCCACCUGCUGUUCAGAGCGUGGGCGCUUCAGAGUGAGGCGCUGGAAAAAUUCCUCUGCCUCCUCAAAGCCCGGGGCCUGUCGGAGGCCAACAUCGUCUUCCCAGACAUUCCAGACUGGACGCGCUAUCGGAAAACCUGUGGAACGACCAAGUGACCCCGGGCCAGGCCUGUCCCUGCCCAGCACUCACUCCGCAGGAAGCAGCCGCGAGCCUGUGGCUGGGACGCUGGCCAUUUCCUCCGCGUGGCCGGCCGAGCACAGAGGAGCU